UCCCGCACCAUGGCGGAAAUCAAGAAAGAGAUGAUGAAGACCUUGGGCCUAAAACCAGGCUACAUCCGGGAGCCAAAGUCGAGGAAGGAGCUUCUUGAGCACCAACCCAAGUUGGAGGAUCUACCUGCUCGAUCUAUGCAGGAUUCCUUCACGUCGGCUAUCAUCCCACUGAGCACAGACCGCGUGUUGCAGGACAUGUAUAUAAAUUUCAUGGGCUUUGUGCGCUAUGGCAGGCUCGUGGAGGACAUGGAUCUGUUUGCUGCUUGGUGCUGUCAUAAACAUCUGAAGCUGCCAAACCUUCCUCAGGGAGUGCCUCUACCCUACACAUUUGUGACCAUUCUGGUAGACCGAAUCGAUUUCACGAACUACCCGGCAUUAGGCACCCAAGAUAUCCGCCUAUCUGGUCACGUCUCCUGGGUGGGAACCAGUUCCAUGGAGGUGGUGGUGUGGCUGGAACAGAUAGUCGAAGAAAACUACCAGAGAAUCACUCGAGCUCUCUUCCUAAUGGCGGCCAGAAAUGCCACCAACACGGGAGCAGCUCCAGUGAAUCCCAUACAUCCGGCUAAUGAAGAGGAAAAGGAGAUCUUGGAUGGUGGAGCAGAUAGAAAAAAACAAAGGCAGUUACUGAGCGCCCAUUCUGUUUUCAAAGUGGAACCCAACGCUCAGGAACAGUCGCUGAUAUACAAGCUUUACAAGAGAACCAUUCCUACGGAACACUCUGAACUAAAAAUGCGUCUUCUUCCUCCAAACUGCAUGUGGAUGAAGGACUCCUAUCAAACCAGCACGAUUGCUUCGUUUCCGGAGCACAGAAAUCACCACAACAACGUCUUCGGUGGAUUUCUCAUGCGAAGUGCAAUAGAGAUUAGCUGGACCGCAGCCUCCCUAUACUGCAAAGCACGACCGAAACUGGUGCACAUCUCGGACAUUAGUUUUGCAAAGCCAGUAAGAAUGGAUAGCUUCAUCAGGAUGACCUCCUUUGUGGUGUACACGAAGCAUAACUACAUGCAGAUUAUGACUUUUGCUGAUGUCCUGGGUGAUGCCGAUGUGAUCACCAACGUGUUCUACCUCACCUACUCCGCUCCGGACACGGUCCCUGAGGUCCUGCCUCGCUCCUACCAAGAAACCAUGUGGUACAUUCACGGUCGCCGAAAGUUCAAGGCCAGCAGAGAUGAUCAAUCGAAAUGUCAAUGAUUAUUACAAAAUUUAUAAUCAAACUAAA
This is a messenger RNA of Drosophila eugracilis, 1219 nucleotides long. RefSeq names its product acyl-coenzyme A thioesterase 9, mitochondrial-like. Gene Ontology annotation, cellular component: mitochondrion. Gene Ontology annotation, biological process: acyl-CoA metabolic process. The transcript is spliced from 3 exons. The record is from RefSeq and is a predicted model, not a curated record. The coding region runs from base 10 to 1191 and encodes 393 amino acids. NCBI's taxonomy places the organism in Eukaryota, Metazoa, Arthropoda, Insecta, Diptera, Drosophilidae. Gene Ontology annotation, molecular function: fatty acyl-CoA hydrolase activity.